AUGGCUCGUGUCCACAGCAGCCGGCAGUAUGCAUGCAUCGUAGGUGUUGGUGGCACACAACAACGUCACUCAGCUGUCCGCCGGUACUCUACAGUCCAACCAAAGAGCACACACAGUCUAGUUCACGUUGGGGACCCGCAGCUUAUCACGGCAGGCAUAUCGUCACCCGCACGCCAAUUGCUCCGCCCAAACGUCUGCAGCUCCUCGAGCCCCCUUCUGAAACGUGUCGCCGCAAUGCAGGGCGUCGUACGGGCUGGUGUUCGCGUGGCAGCACGAUCGUCCCGCCAAAUCCUCGCCGCCUCUGGAGCCUCUGGAGCCUCCCGCGCCCUCCCAGCCCUCCCACGAGCCCUCGUCGCUAGCUCGACCCCAGGCCGUCAGUACGCGACGUCGAGCGAUGGCACCAAGUCGUCCAUAUACGCCGCCUUCCUGAACCUGUUGGCCAGCGCCAGCUCACGGCGCGAGGUCGACCAGUACCUUGGCCAGUUCCGUUCCGUCUCACCACACCAGUUCGCCGUCGUCAAGGUGGGAGGGGCCAUCCUGACAGAGCACCUCGAGGAGCUAUGCUUUGCCCUGCAGCAGUUGCACGCCAUUGGCCUGUACCCCAUCAUCGUCCACGGCGCGGGGCCCCAGAUGAACCAGACCCUCCUCGACUCGGGCGUGGAGCCUGACUUCAUCGAUGGCAUACGCGUCACAGACAAGAAGACGCUCGGCAUUGCUCGCAAGCUGUUUCUCGAAGCCAACAUGGACCUCGUCAUGACGCUCAAGAGAAACUGGGGCGUCCCUUCGCGGCCCAUCACCGCCGGCGCGCUUCAGGCCGACUAUCUGGACAAGGACAAGUGGAAGUACGUGGGCAAAAUCACAAAGAUCAACACAAGGGCCAUCAUGGACGCGCUCGAGAACAAGGAACUGCCCAUUCUCUGCUCCAUGGCUGAGACUGAGGACGGCCAGAUCCUCAACGUCAACGCCGACGUGGUCGCUGCAGCACUGGCGCGCGAAUUCCAGCCCUUGAAGGUCAUUUACUUGUCCGAGAAGGGGGGGCUGUUCAACUCGGAAACGGGCAAGCUGAUUUCGCAAAUCAAUCUGGAAGCUGAAUACGACAACUACAUGAAACAGCCUUGGGUCCGCUAUGGCACCAAGCUGAAGAUUGUCGAGGCAAAGAAACUCUUGGACGGACUGCCGCGAACCUCUAGUGUUGCCAUCACGCAUCCCCAGGACCUUGGAAAGGAGCUCUUUACGCACACCGGGCGUGGUACCCUGAUUCGAAAUGGCGGAAGCGUCAAGGAAGUCAGCAAAUUCGAGGAACUCGACACCAAGGCCAUCCAAGAAGCGAUUGCGAAAGAACGUGGCGCUGACUCGGCUGAAGCGGUCUCCAAAUAUGUCCAGAACCUCAAGAAUCGGCCAUUUGAAGCCUUCUACGAUGACGCCAAGAGCGUUGUAGCCAUUGUCUAUCCACCAGCGGCCGAGGGCGAGUUCGCGCAGCUCUCCACCCUUACCAUGACCAAGGACGGAUUCCUGACCAAUGUGAGCGACUUGGUCUUCAAGCGCAUGAAGCAAAAGUACCCCAAAAUGUACUGGAUUGUAGACAGCCAAGAGCCCAGCCACGUCAAGUUCCACUUGGAAAGGACGGAUGGUUUCCUUCGCCGUGAAAAAGAAAUCUUUUGCUGGUGGGGAUCAGCGGAAUCUUCGGAGAUAUUUGCCAUUUUGGAGAAAUACCAAAAGGAAGGCCGCAGUAUUCUCAAGGACAGUCUCGAGUCCCAGUUCCGGAGAGCAGCAGACUUUGUUGCUAGCUUGAAGCAGGGCCAACAAGCACGCAGUUAUUCCACCGUGGCUGGCGCCCGCACAUUUGGUUCUUCUGCCCGACCAACUGCAAGGACGAGCCAACGCCUCACAACAUCAUCUCGUGGUUUCGCAACCACGGCAUCGCGGUCGUCCGACACCACAAACCCCAACCCUCCCUAUGGAGUCAAGUUCAAGAGCAAGGACUGGCCUUCCAAGAUCGCCUUGAUUGGCGCUCGAGGAUACACUGGGCAGGCUCUAAUUGAACUUCUAAAUAAGCACCCCAACAUGGAUCUUCGGCACGUGUCCUCACGCGAGCUGAACGGCAAGAAGCUCGAGGGUUACACGAAGCGCAACAUUACCUACGAGAAUCUCUCGCCCGAAGAUGUCAAGCGAAUGGCAGAUAAGGGUGAAGUCGACUGCUGGGUCAUGGCCCUUCCUAAUGGUGUCUGCAAGCCCUUUGUCGAUGCCAUCAACGAAUCAGCCAAACCAGACGCCGUUAUCGUGGACUUGAGCGCUGAUUACCGAUUCGACGACAGUUGGACCUAUGGCCUGCCGGAGACGGUCGAUCGCCGAAAGCUUGCCAAGACUUCACGGAUAGCAAACCCAGGCUGCUAUGCCACAGCUGCUCAGCUUGGAAUUGCACCUCUCCUAGACUUCAUUGGUGGCCAGCCCACUGUCUUCGGUGUGUCCGGUUACUCAGGUGCUGGAACCAAGCCGAGCCCGAAGAACGACGUCAAGAACCUCACAGACAACCUGAUUCCAUACAGUCUAGUGGAUCACAUCCAUGAGAAGGAGAUUUCGCGGCAACUGGGCAUUGAAGUUGCUUUCAUUCCCCAUGUCGCCGUCUGGUUCCAAGGUAUCUCUCACACCAUCUCCAUCCCCCUCAACCGCACCAUGACCUCGCGCGACAUCCGCAACCUCUACCAAGACCGCUAUGCCGGCGAGAAGCUGGUCAAGAUUGUCGGUGAGUCGCCGCUCGUCAAGAAUAUUUCUGGCAAGCACGGCGUCGAAAUCGGCGGCUUUGCCGUGCACAGCUCUGGCAAGCGCGUCGUUGUCAACGCAACCAUUGACAACUUGCUCAAGGGUGCUGCGACGCAGUGUCUGCAGAAUAUGAACCUGGCCCUCGGCUAUGGCGAGUACGAUGGUAUUCCCCAUUAG
Messenger RNA from Plenodomus lingam JN3, 2937 nucleotides. NCBI's taxonomy places the organism in Eukaryota, Fungi, Ascomycota, Dothideomycetes, Pleosporales, Leptosphaeriaceae. The record is from RefSeq and is a predicted model, not a curated record.